UCUGGACAUCGGCCAUCACCCUCGUACGUACUUACUCCUCGUUAUGUACACCUCACACAUGCUCGACUUUGAUUCUCCGUCUCAAUCAGCGUAUUAAUGCCUCCCCCCCUCGCACUAAUGAUCCCCCUCAGUCUCUUGAUCCAAGACUGAGGUGAGCGCUCUCAUUCAUGGUUCUACGUACACUUUCACCCUACUUAAUCCUUCUCCCUUCUAGGUAUGAUUCAUAGCAGAUAUUCCAGUCUUUUGAUCCAAGACUAAGUCCCUUUCCUUUUCCUAGUCUGAGCCUCUUCAUUCGUAAGACCCUAUCCCACGACAAACAUGAGCCAAUGGCCGUCUCUUCUAGAAGGGUAUGAAGGUGCAGAACCUCUUCCAACCACUCUCAACCCCGACGGAAAAUCCCUGUACAACCCACCUGGUCCCCGCUCGGCCGCCUACGACGAAUUCCCGAAAGAAAUUGAUCCGACUCAGAAUGGCUUCGACUUCCACAUUUUCCACAUGCCCUCUGUACCUGCUCAGGCGCAGUAUGCGAGAGAACUAUAUGAGCGUAUAAGGAGAGAGUUUCCAGAGCUGCGCAUCUACAAGUUCUUCGAUGAAGCAGUCGGGCCCCAUCCUACCGGCAUGUUCGAGGUAAAUACGUUCACCCCGCACCAGACCGGAGCGUUCUUUUCCUGGCUUGUCAUGCAUCGGGGGCCUUGCGAGUACGUGUCACAUCAAAUAUUUAUAAUAGUAUCUCGAUUGUUUUUAAAAUUUGCUAACACGCAUUUCAAAGCGUCCUCGUCCACCCGAAUAUAAAUGAUUUGUACAGAGAGCAUACAGAGUUGGCAACGUGGAUGGGGAGGAGAUGGCC
Messenger RNA from Suillus subaureus, 847 nucleotides. RefSeq names its product DOPA-like domain-containing protein. The record is from RefSeq and is a predicted model, not a curated record. NCBI's taxonomy places the organism in Eukaryota, Fungi, Basidiomycota, Agaricomycetes, Boletales, Suillaceae. The coding region runs from base 319 to 792 and encodes 157 amino acids. The transcript is spliced from 4 exons.